CUCUCUUCAAACUGUGUGAUGCUAGAAUAUCUCUACCUGCGGGGGAACUCUUUUGAAGGAACUAUUCCUUCUUCAUUCCAAAAAUUGAGAAGCAUGCAAGUUCUUGAUGUCUCCCACAAUAAUCUCUCAGGCCUAAUACCAGAGUUUCUAGCUGAACUUCCCUUUUUCACCAAUCUCAACUUGUCUUUCAAUAGCUUUGAAGGCAAAGUGCCAACGAAAGGAGUGUUCAACAACAUCAGUGCAUUCUCGGUUGUUGGAAACAACAAGUUAUGCGGAGGGAUUGAGCCACUUCGAUUGCCUGAUUGUUCUACAGAAAUUGCAAAGAAAGGGAAGAACUUUCGACGCAGUGCGAUAAUUGCAUCCAGUAUUGUCCUCUUCGCUGUUUUGUUCUUCAUUUCUCUUGUUGCAAUCAAACGACGGCUCAGCUUGUCAAGAAAGAAAGAGGGCCUUGCCACACCUUUGGAUAAGAAACACCCACAACUUUCCUACGCUGAGCUCCUUCAUGCGACCGACAGUUUCUCUUUAGCCAACUUAAUUGGCAAGGGAAGAUAUGGUUCAGUCUAUAAAGGGAUUCUAAGUGGUGAUGAUCAAACAACAGUUGCUGUGAAAGUACUUAAUCUUCAACAGCAGGGUGCCGAUCGGACUUUCAAGGCUGAAUGUGAAGCCCUUAGGAAGCUUAGGCAUCGAAAUCUCGUCAAGGUCAUUACAUCUUGCUCCAGCAUAGAUUUUCAAGGUAACAAUUUCAAAGCCUUGGUGCUCGAGCUCUUGCCAAAUGGGAGCUUAGAAACUUGGUUACAUCCAAGUUCAACCGAGUUACACAAUUCACCAAUCUUAAAUCUAAUUCAGAGGCUCAACAUUGCCAUUGAUGUUGCCUCCGCAUUAGAUUAUCUUCAUUCCCAAUUUGACAAGCCGGUAGUCCAUUGUGACUUAAAGCCGAGCAAUGUUCUUCUAGACACCGACUUUACAGCCCAUAUUAGUGAUUUUGGCCUAACAAGGUUUCUUUCGGAUACAACUGAGCAAUCCAUUACUGAGCAAAGCAGUUCUAUGGGAAUAAGAGGAACCAUUGGAUAUAUUCCUCCAGAAUACGGAAUAGGAAAGGAAAUAUCAACACAUGGUGAUGUGUUUAGCUAUGGCAUCGUUCUAAUGGAGCUGUUUACAGGCAAAAGGCCCACUGACAACAUAUUUACAGGAGAGUUGAGUCUACGUGAAUAUGUUAAGACGGCCAUGGCUGAUCAUGUGGUGGAGAUAGUUGAUACUUGGCUCAAAUUUGAAAAUAAAGCAGCAGUCAAUCAAAAUUGCCAAAGUAGCAACAUCUGGAAAUGCUUGGACUCGGUGCUUAGCAUAGGAGUGUCAUGCUCGGCAGAUUCGCCGAACGAACGAUGAGCAUCGGAGAUGUUCUGAGAAACUUCAAAAGGCUAGAAAUAUGCUUCUUGAAGAUCAAAGGAGAAGUGCGUUACAAACUUCAGUGCAUCACAGAAGACGUUAGAAAUUUAUACCAAAGAGAUGUUAUAAACAUGAUAUUUUGAUGCAAUGCUGCUAAGCAUUUCCAUAGACUGUAUUUUCUUAAUUUAGA
Molecule: messenger RNA, 1573 nt
Organism: Hibiscus syriacus
Lineage: Eukaryota; Viridiplantae; Streptophyta; Magnoliopsida; Malvales; Malvaceae
Product: probable LRR receptor-like serine/threonine-protein kinase At3g47570
Exons: 2
Coding region: 19-1383 (454 amino acids)
Biological process (GO): protein phosphorylation
Molecular function (GO): protein binding; ATP binding; protein kinase activity
Source: RefSeq, a predicted model, not a curated record